AUGGCUAGAAGCAAGCGCACGAGAAGCAAGGACGUCGCAACAACACAAUCUGCGACGGACCCUAGCCAUCGCGAUGACGCGGUGUCAAUCCAACCAAAUAGCUUCGCCGCCAAAACCAUGACUUUUCUUCCCGGCCCCAUGGUCGUGGAGCUUGAGCAGAGAGAGCAAUGGAGGUCUUUUGGUUGUGGGGUUUUCGCCGGCGGAGGAGGAGUACGGGUUUGGGUGUGA
Messenger RNA from Prunus armeniaca (apricot), 228 nucleotides. Lineage: Eukaryota; Viridiplantae; Streptophyta; Magnoliopsida; Rosales; Rosaceae. The record is from the annotation of a GenBank genome assembly.